Amblyraja radiata (thorny skate) is the source of this 1857-nucleotide messenger RNA. RefSeq names its product chromosome 2 C10orf67 homolog (gene c2h10orf67). Bases 147 to 1661 code for a protein of 504 amino acids. The record is from RefSeq and is a predicted model, not a curated record. Lineage: Eukaryota; Metazoa; Chordata; Chondrichthyes; Rajiformes; Rajidae. The transcript has 17 exons.
UCCCUCGCGCCCCGCACCGGCGAACCCUCCGCGCACGUGCGUGUGUCCGGCCCAGAGACCCGUCCGCGGCCACUCGCAACCAAAGCCGCCUGCGCUGCUCUGUCAGUUACCAUGGCAACAGCGGUGCUGACCGGGCCGGCUCCGGAAUGGCGACGAUCGAGUCUCCUCCGGUCGAGCCCGAGCACAGAUGCAACGACGACCCGGCCUCGCUGACAGCUCAUUCCACCGAUGAAAGCUGUCUACCAAGUCCAGCACCUUCAGAUCUGUUGAAGAUUGGCUUCUUUAAAACAGACCGUGCUACUCAAACUGAAGUCAGUGACAUAUUGGAACUGAAGGAACUAAGUACUGCAAUUGAGACACUAGGAAAGGAUAGAACAAUACUACAGAGAAACGUAGACAUUAACAUAUUAUCCCUACAAGCAGAUUACCAAAUGAAACUGGAAGAAAAAUGCACAUACCUCUAUAAAAGAAUGAAUGACCAAAAUUUUCAUCUUAAGAAAAAGUAUAUACAGAGAAUUGAUAUCCUUCGCAAUAGUUUCAGACAACAACUUACGAACGCAAUGUCAAAAAUCAAUGCUGAAUACAAGAAAUAUUGUAGAGAAUUGUGUGAAAGGAAUAAGAUGUCUAUAGAAUCCAGCAACACAACAUUACUCUUGCUCAAACAGAAGGAUUUAAUUAUUUUAUCUUUAAAAGAAAAAAUAUCAGAGUGUGAAAGCUCAGGACGGCUCAAUAUCGAUUUUGAUGGAAAAGACACUGACGAUCUUAUUAUAGUAAAUCAAGAACUGAGGAAUGAAGUUAACUCCCUGAGGCAGGAGACUGAAAAAAAGGCAAAAACCAUUAUUUUGAAAGAAAAUCAAAUAAAAGAAUUAGAAAAGGAAAUUGAAAUACUAAAACACAAAACUGACAACAUUGUCCACAGCAUGCAAAAGUUAGUUCAAUCUGAAACAAAUUUGAAGAGAGCAUUAGAUAAUGAAAUACAUAGAGGGAAACAAUUGUUGGAACUACAGAAAGCGAAAAUGGACAGUAUGUUCCGUAUCACCUUGCUGAAGAUGGAAGAAAGUGAACAGAGCUCAAAAAGUUAUCUAUCUCCAAAAGAAAAGGAAUCGGAAUUAAGUCAUCAGACGGGCGCCUCGUCUUCAAUAGAGAUAGAUUCUGCUACUGAGAAGAAAUUGGUAGUACAGGAAACUCAAUCUCUGGAUAGCGAACCUCUCAUGGAAGAGCUGAAAAAUCUCAGGAAGAAAUUCAAGGAGCAAAGAAAAAUUAUAGACGAUUAUAAUAAACAUGGAGAUCGAACAAAUCGAAUGUGGGAAAAGAAAUUUGCGAUACUGAAACAAAGUUAUCAUGCAAUAAAGGAUGAGAUGUUUCUGAGAUGUUCCUUGCAACGGCAAGCACCUAUGUUGCACCGUGCUUUUGCACGUUAUUCAGUAAUAGGAGAUCCUGGAGUUGAUUUUCGACCAAGCCAUAAUAUGUCUCCAUAUUUCACAUUGCCUGAAAUAGGGUCCCAAUCGGCACCGCAAACAGCACAAACAAAGCAUAAUAUGGACAGACCUCCUAGUGCUCCUAGUACUGUUAAUUUAAGCACUGAAGGAGAACAUCAACCUGUUGAUUCCAUGUCAACUCCAACAAAGCAAUUCCAUCGAUCACCUGAUAAUCUAUGUUAAUGAAAACAGAAGUGGCGGAAACCCAAGUCACACAUCAGCAGACGAGGAUGUGUUGAUAAAUUGGCUAGAUUUGUAAUUGAGAGACAUACAUGUCCUUUGCUAAGCCUAAAAUGUCAAGUUAAACUAUGAAUGUCGUCCAAAAUUCACAAUACAACUAGCAUGAACAAUAAAGGUGCUGAAAUAAACAUUCAGUUAU